Vitrella brassicaformis is the source of this 1490-nucleotide messenger RNA. Lineage: Eukaryota; Vitrellaceae. The record is from the annotation of a GenBank genome assembly.
CCGCAGGCUGGGCCUUUCCGAUGAUUUCAAAUAGAAGAUCCGAGCGAUUGAUGGCUGAGAGCGGCAAGUUGGAUUGAUCUGAAAGACGCAGCAACGAUGGUGCUGCACGUCAUUGGUUUGGGCCUCGGUGACGAGAAGGACGUGACAAUCAAGGGGCUGGAGAAGAUCAAAGCCGCCGACUUCGUUUAUCUCGAGAUCUACACGGCCGUCCUGGGCGUCAAGAAGGAAACGCUGGUCAGUUCAUUGGAAAGAGAUCGACGAACAGACCAACAGCCACCGUGCAAUGACAGGUCUGACGGCACCAUGGCCUGUGUGAUGUGUCAGGAAGCUUAUUAUGGCCAGCCCAUCAUCGAGGCGGACCGCACGUUGGUCGAGUCAGGCUGUGAGGAGAUGCUGCAGCGGGCCAAGGAGCACCGUGUGGCGUUCCUCGUCGUCGGAGACCCUUUCUGGUGAGAGAGGAGCAGCCGAGUAGCGCUCUGAUUUUGAUUGCUGGUGUGUGGUGUGUGGUGUGUGGUGUGUGGUGUGUGGUGUGCAGUGCGACGACACACAGUGACCUGAUGCUGCGGGCCAAGGAGAUGGAUGUCCGUGUGGACGUGGUCCAUAAUGCCUCGAUCAUGAAUGCUGUGGGCAUAUGCGGCCUCCAGGUCAGACCCAGUCGAUGAGCGGCACACGAAUGACGAGCAGCGUUCGGCGCUGUUGCCCCCCUCUCCUCUCCCUCUCCCUCUGUGGCAUGGCAGAUGUAUCGGUUCGGUGAGACUGUGUCGAUUCCCUUCUUUGAGGACAGCUGGCGGCCCGAGAGCUUCUAUGACAAGAUGGUGGCCAACCAGCGGAUGGGGCUGCACACCCUGUGCCUCCUCGACAUCAAGGUCAAGGAGCAGACACUCCAAAACAUGCUCAGGUGCGGGUGGCCGUCACACUCAAACGACUAUAUCUCGUCACCUCUUCUGUCAGGGGCAAUCAGAUCUUCGAGGCGCCAAGGUGGGCUGCAAGCAAGCCAGGCAGCCAGGAGGCACAUGGGGAAAUGUGUGUAUGCCCGGCCGUACCUUCCUUGCUCCAGGUUCAUGACGGUCAACCAGGCUGUCGAUGAGAUCCUGGAGGUGCAUGAGAAGAGGCAGGAGCUGGCCCAGCCGGUGCGCGGAUUUGGGCUUGCGAGGCUCGGCAGUGAUUCGCAGAUGAUUGCUGCCGGUGGGUGCGAGGGAAAGCCAUCGGGGCCUGCGCCGUGGAAGGCUGUCUGGUCUUGUGUGUGGUGUGGUGUGGCGUGCAGGCACCUUUGAAGAGCUGCGGACGUUUGAUUUUGGAGGACCCCUUCACUCCCUGGUGGGCAGUGGGACAUUCAUGUGCCUCGUCUUUGUGCAUGUGUGUCAUUCAUAUGUGGUGUGUCAGGUGCUGUGCUGUCCUGAUACUUCGUUGCAUGAGCUUGAGAUGCAGUUUUUUGACUUCUUUCGGACGCACCACUCGCUGGCGGGCUGACUGAAUCCGUUUCGUGAUAA